UUUACAGUCAGUGAACACCAAAAUAUUAGCAUAGCGGGACAAAUCGACAGGCUGGCUACGCCACUGGGUUAGUUAAGAAUUUUUGGCCUAGUGUGUAAUGAAUUCACUGUAUCGCUCUUGAUUAGGGCACAAUUUACAAGUGUCCUAGCUUUGAUUAAGUAUUUUAAAUUACUAUAGUGAAAAUUUUCCUGGAAGUAUUUGUCUGUAUGAUAUAAAUACUUAAAUAAGCUCGCACCCUGAGUAAUCCAAAUUGUCGUGCAAGUUCACAUACGAGGUUGUGAGGAGACUUAUUUUUACCGUUCCUAUAAUUAGCUAUAAACCUUUGCCAUUUUCAAAAUAAUUGUGCAAAAUGCAAUGUUUUUGAAAUUCUCAAAAUUUCAGAAGCCAUAUGUCAUAUGACAUCAAAAAAAUUGUUUCUAAAUUAUCUUAUAUGAUACUGUUAUGCACAGUAUGGUAAAGCUUCAAAGUUCAUACCACAGGAGCUUCCACAUUUUGGAAAGUGAAAGUAAAAGCAGGCUGCUCUGAGCGGCACUUGUUGAAUUAAUUAGUGUAUUUGUCGAUUCUGGACGAUUUCCGGUCAACUCAUCGACGGCAUGCAACUUUUCAGUCUUGUUUUCAUUCGACUGGGUAUUGAAGAUUUCAAAAACACUAUGCAAGUUCAAGCAAACACUUGUUUUGCAACUUGCAUCUCCCAUUCCUUGUCACCUUGAAGGCUUUGAAGCGGAAGAGAGGGUUGCACCAUUUGACACCUCGACCUGGAAGUGGGAAGAGACAAACCAACCCUCCGGGAUAUCAUACGACAAAGAAUUUGCCAGCUCCUGUUCAGGAUCAAGCUUUCUAGUCUCUUGUGCAAUGUCGAGAUGAUAGGGACGCAAGGCUGUAUUUAAAAGUUAAUUGUUAAACAUUUCUUGAAAUUAUUAAUACAUGCUUAAUUGCAUAUAACAAGAUGUUUGCGCUUUGACGAUUGUAUAUUGCUAACGGAUUGUAGCAAAUUGUCGGGAAACGCGACCGUAAACGCUCAAACAAUUGUACUUCCGCUUGAAAAAUGUAAUGACGGAUCAGAUGUCGAUACAGAUUGAAAACUCAACUACCUUGCCUAUAAAUGACACAGACGACAAUAUUGACAUCAUGUCUUCAACCGAACUAAAGAUGAACGCCAGCGAUGUAGGCGAAAUUUCAAACACAGAGAUUUGUGAUAGCAGUUUGGUUCAAAUCACCCAUGGGUCACUUAAUCCAACAACAGUUUCUCUCUUGCGCUGUAAGAAGCAAAUCGUUAUACCCUACUACAAGCUUCUUGGUAUUAUCGCCUGGCGCCCAUUUGGUGGUAUGAGCCGAACGCAGUAUGCGUUGAUAAUGAAAUUAAUCAACAUUGUCUAUCCGGUUUUGAUUGUGUCAUUGUUGUUGUUCAGUUACGUAACGAGUGCUGUUGCCUGCCGUGGGGAAACCAGCCGGGGACUGUCUCUAAAUAUGACGCAUGAGAUAAAACUCAACACUCCUAUACCCGCUAAGAACAUUACCAUUUCACCUAUGAGACAUAACCAAGUCCAUAGUUCGGACGGAAUAAAGUCAAGUUCACAUGAGGAUGAUCCGUGGGAACCAGCAUACAACGAGUGCAAACACAUAUUUGGUACUUUCAUUCUUCCAAGUAUGCUUCAUUUGUCCGCCUAUCUCAUUGGAUUUUACUUGUAUCGUGUUAGACAACACGAAGGAUUAUAUGUUCUUAUGGAGAAGGUUUUUUUACAGAGCUCAAAGCAGAAACGUUUAUAUGUGACUUUAUGGUGUUUUGUAAUACUUGGUAUGGUGUGGUUAAUUCUUGACAUGGGUGUCUUUGUUCUGUUUUUUUUCGCAUUUGGACCUGAAACGGUGACAGGUUUUCGUCAUAACAAGGUGCUAUUAGUUGCAACCGCGACUCUAAUGACUAUCGGUCAACUGGUUCUGGAUUUAGUGAAUGUUGUAAUCAUACUAAGUUACGCCGCACAAUGUCAACUUGUUAUACACUAUAUCGACAGCAUCACACGCAGAAUUGAAGAGAAAUCGACGCAUCUUCAAAGUAUCAUGAAGGAUAUCCUUGAUGUUAAGAACACUUUAGGAAGAAUGAACUCCUUGCUCUCCCAUAUGGUGUCACUCUGCAUAUUUACUCUUCUGGAAAGCGUUGUCCUAGGUUUAAUCUACUUGUUGAUUAAUGAGGGGCAGCAAUCAUUAGAGGUAACUCUGUACAGAGCAUCCUAUGUUUUCAUCUCGUUUUUGGCGUUGUUUUUCCCGAUACUGCAGGCUGCGAGGGUGACAAGUCUAGCAUCACAAUUCAAACAAAUUUCACUUGAUGUACGUGUAUUUGGCCAUCAAACCAGUUCUCAACUCGAGUUGGAUUCUUUUCUGGUCUUUGUUCAAAGCGCGGAUUUAAAGGCGAAGUUAUUCCUUGCACCUGUGAGAGGGAGUUUACUAUCUGGUAUAACAUUACUUAUCGUCUUUACUUUACUCUUUCUGAUGCAUACAGGUCAGAUCGCUUCGGGUACUAAAUUAUUCUAGACAAAGUUAUUCUAAACCGGUUAUUUUAGUGAUAAACGCUGUGAUUUUGUAUAUACGAAAUUAUAAUAAUAUAAUAUUGGAAAUCUAUU
Molecule: messenger RNA, 2615 nt
Organism: Dendronephthya gigantea
Lineage: Eukaryota; Metazoa; Cnidaria; Anthozoa; Malacalcyonacea; Nephtheidae
Exons: 11
Coding region: 1051-2526 (491 amino acids)
Source: RefSeq, a predicted model, not a curated record